UUCACUACCGUUACCACAAACACAACUCUCUAUUUUCCAACCCAUCUCUAGAAGUAAAAUACAACUUUCCAAGAAAAGGGAGAAAUAUUGUUGAUUUUCUAUUUUUCUAAGUAAAGAAAUUAAAAUGGCUGAGAAAGUAGUAGCUGAGAAGUACCACCAAUUGGAACCAGCAACUGGGCACUCCGGAGAUGAUCAUGAAGCUUCAGCCACGACGCAAUCCGAGGAGCUCAAACGCCAGAAGAGAAUUAAGAUGUACAAAUACAUUGGCAUUUUCAUCGUCUUUCAAAUCGUAGUCAUGAGCGUUUUUGGUAUGACUGUGAUGAAAGUUAAGUCCCCAAAAAUCAGGUUAGGCAACAUAUAUGUCCAAAGUCUCAAUUCCGUUCCGGCAGCACCUUCUUUCGACAUGAGCUUCGUAACCCAAAUCAGAGUCAGGAACUUAAACUGGGGUACCUAUAAGUUUAAUGCCGGCACGGCCACGUUUAUGUACCAAGGUGUGCCCGUUGGGCAAGUUGUUAUUCCGAAUAGCAAAGUCGGAAUGCGGUCCACGAAAAAAAUUGAUGUUGUGGUGAGUGUGAAUUCUGCAGCACUGCCGAGCAACUCCGCUCUUGGAAGUGAGCUGAGCAAUGGGCUGCUGAUGUUGAGCAGUCAAGCCAAGUUGAGUGGAAAGGUUACGUUGAUGAUGAUCAUGAAGAAAAACAAAUCUGCUGAAAUGGGCUGCUCUAUGGUGUUUAAUUUGGCAGCCAAGUCUGUCCAAAAUUUGGAUUGUAACUGAGAGAAUAUGGGCACUAUAUCGUGAGCCAACUUUAUUUUUAUGUUUCGAGACUUGAUUUAGUUUUUACUUACUUAAUAUUCACAAAUUCCGUCAUUA
Pyrus x bretschneideri (Chinese white pear) is the source of this 868-nucleotide messenger RNA. RefSeq lists its product as uncharacterized. The coding region runs from base 125 to 772 and encodes 215 amino acids. The record is from RefSeq and is a predicted model, not a curated record. The transcript has a single exon. NCBI's taxonomy places the organism in Eukaryota, Viridiplantae, Streptophyta, Magnoliopsida, Rosales, Rosaceae.